Cylicocyclus nassatus is the source of this 4617-nucleotide messenger RNA. The record is from the annotation of a GenBank genome assembly. Lineage: Eukaryota; Metazoa; Nematoda; Chromadorea; Rhabditida; Strongylidae.
GGCCGAUUGAUAAUUCGCGAGAAUUUUUGAACGAAGUAGUCCCGAGUUUUCUUGCAUACUAGUUCUCGUGCUUUGAUGUUCGGAGGUGAUCGCUUCGGUGCGAAUGUCAGCAGAAGAAGGAAGAAAAGCACAUUUGACGAUGAGGAAUUCGUUGAUGGUCGCAGCUCUGACUCCGAAGCCUCAGAGAAUUCUACCGUUCCCAUCAAACGCGGAAGGGCACAGAAAAAGCCACUCCGCAAUGUGAACUCUUAUGACUCCAUACAGCUGGAGGUGACGAAGGAGAAGCAGAGAAAAACUCCUGCUAGGAAGCCCCGGGUGAUGAGAGGAAGAAGGCGCAAUGAAGAAGAAGACGAAAUGGAUGAACUCGAGGCGUCUAUGUCGGAAAGGAUGGUGGACAGAAUUGCAGCCCUGAACGAUGGAAAAAGAACCAAAGUGCAAAUAUCCAAUUGUUUCGAUAGCCGAACUGCUCUUGAUUGCAUCGAUGUCUGCUUGAGGGAGUCUGAGAAUAUGCAGGAAGAUGCUCUGGCACUGGCGCUAGCGACGACAAUUUACAGUCUUCGAGUGGAUCGAACCCACAACGAUGCGCAGGAAACUCGCUACACAUUCAUCCGCGGUAAAAGUGAUGCUGAGAAAGCCAUGAUGCUUGUUGCUGAUAGCAACCAGGAAAAUUCCAGGGAGAAAAAGAAACGAAAAAAGGCAGAAAAAGAAGCAGACGCCCAGAAGGCAAACGAGGGAAACGAAGAAGUUGAACAACCAUUAUGGAUGCGAACGAUAGAACCAGAUACAUUCGACUACACGUUUGGACUGAAGUUUCCCGUGCAGGGCAGCUUUUCAGAACAUUGGGAAUUUUCCGAAGAUCUUCUUGAUCAUAUUGAAUCCAGGAGGGUUGAUGUUAGAAAAACGAAGAAAAGGAAGAAGCUCAUGGCGUGGAAGAAAAUCAUUACACUGGAUUACUGUCCUUUCUAUACUGGGUUUGAGGAUGCCACAGCGAAGGUCGAGUCGGAUCGUUUUGAUUCCUUAGCGACCUUUCGUUUACGAAAAGGCAGCAACGGUACUUCAAUCAUGCUCCAUGAUGCUUCUACUAGGAAAGCCAUAUCUUCUAAAUCUGCCAAAGAUGUAAAUAUCUCCGUGGUGAAGCAGAACAGAGACAUACUUGCAAAUUGCCUCUGUGAACAACCUACGACCUGGGAGCAUUAUCUGCUUGAGGAUAAUCCUCAGUUCUAUAGAACAGGGCAAUACCUGAGAACUGGUGAUAUGACUGGAUAUGUAUUCCAGGAAAGACCGUUCUACCAUCAGUUCGACCCUGAUCAAGAAAGUGCUGAUGAUCCAAGCGAAACUUAUUCAUUCAUUGAGAAGAACGCAGACAGGACCCUGUAUACUUUCAAGAAACCACCGAAGGGUACUACUCUUCCAAGACUUGCUCCUCUCAUACGUGUUCCACUCAACAAAUAUGCCAAUCCAAGGAACAGAAGGGCCUCAGAUUUUUACCUCAAAGAAAAUAUCGAGAUUGUGCAGGAAGAUCAUGAUGAGGAUCUGGAAAGUUUAGAACGUGUACUUGAAGGCACUUGGGCAAAGAUAGGUAGCCAAAACAUGGAACAGGAAAGUUCUUCUGCUCGCGGAUCCAUGAAUCUCAGCGCUGAUCAGGGAUUUGAAGAGCUGAACGAAAGUGUAUAUCAUGGUGAAAGUCUGUUGGACCACCUCUUAGCGAAACAUCGAGAACACGCUCAAGACUUCGAAGGCCUUCGUGAUGAGCUUCGGAAACAGGCUCGAUCUUGCUGCAGCGAUGCUGCCGUAGAAUGCGUUGAGUGGAGUAAUGCUCUCAAUAGAGCUGCUGAUGAGGCCCAGAUAGAAGACCACGAAGUUGUUGAUUGGAAGACAACUCGUUUCCUGGAAUCAGUUGGCUUUCUCAAACAGAAAUCUUUCCCCGAAAUCCUCCAGGAACGAUUCGUUGAGCAGUCUGACUCGUCAAGUCCACAUAGACAAAAAAAUGAAGCUGCUGAGUUUUGGGGUACAGGGCAAAAUGCAGUCGAGCUACGCGUCAAGGAUGACAUUUUAUUUGGGAAAAUUCUACAUCUCCUCAAGCGCGGGUUUCACAAAUAUCUUCACUAUCUGGAUGCUUCGUAUCAUAUGGAGAUAUUCAAAUUUAAAGUGUCAGUGGAGCAGGCGCAUGAAAGUUUGAGAAAAGCGGAACGUAUUGGUGUUGGGAAGUCCCCCGAAGAGGUAGCUAUACUAAAGCAAAAAUGUUUCCGUCCUGGCCGGUAUCGAGGAAUCCGAGAUAGCGGACGAGUUCCGAAGUCGUAUCAGCUUGAUCCUUGGUCUCUGGAAAAGACAACAACAACAUACUUGGAUCGAUACUUCCAAUGUCGCGAUUACCCCAGACUGGAAGGUGCGUUGCUGCAACUCAGGAACGAUAUCCGUGAGGCAGUGAAGAAAAUUUCUUCGGAUUCAUGGUACUACAACACCAGUGAUGACUCUAAUUCUCUCGAACGAAGAAAUUGGACGGAGCGGGUCAAUGAAGCGGUUUCAUACUUCUCGACACGACUGAAUCGAGAGGAAGAAGCUGAACUACGACAAAGCAGAGCUCUUCCCAAACUCAUUCAGCGUGCUGUCAUGCCAAGGGUAUCCACCGAUCCUGUCGCCGCAAACCUGGAACCUGCUCCAGAUACCUCUACAGCGGAUGAAAAUCAUCAUGACGAAGAUGAAGAAGUUGUCAAUGAAGGAGAACAAGAACAUGUGGCUGAUGUUCCAUCUAUCAGUGGCGAAGAUUUCGCGGACGACAUUGGUUAUCCUGAAAACGAAGACGAUGGCGGCUUUGAAGAUGAGGCAUCCUCAACCCCAGAGACGGUCAACAAGGACAACCCGACUCACAAUAAUUCGGAAGAACCUGAAGCACUGAAGGGGAAAAACAAGCUUGAGCCAGAACACGUGGAAGAACCUCCGAAGAAAAAAGAAAAGAAGGUGAAGUUGGAGCCAGAUGUCAAAAUUGAAGAAACUGAACUUGAGUACUUCACAAAAAUGCCGCAGCACCAUAGCGUUUCCCUGAAGGAACGCUUCAAAAUUGUGGACCCGCGGACACUUGUUCGCAGUGAAGAUGUGAUCUUCACCCGUCGAAAGCCUUUUGCCCGACGACCUAUCAACCAGUAUAAGUUUGAAGACUUUAUCAAACCGGGACUGCUGCGGAAGGGUCGAUAUCCCAAUUUAUACUUCGAACCUGGAGAUUUGGACAGUCGCGCAGAUAACGUAUUCAUGGGUGUUCUGAGGAAGGCUACCGCCGCAGAUUUCAAGCGCAAAAACGAUACUGAAACAUCCGACACUGAACUAGACAUCUACGAUGAAUGGCUGGCUACUUUUGGAGGAUUUCGUGUUUUUCUUGAUGAAGAAAACGAUAACGAUGACGACAGAGCAUCUAAUGAGCAGGAUCCUUCGACACGCCGUUCACAUAAUGGAAAUGAAAGUGCUUUGCAUCAAGAUAGCAACCAAUUUAGUUUUGAUGAUUCUUCUGCUUCUUUUUUCUCAAGCGGGUAUACUACAAGACGUGAUCGCUUCAAUGAUAUACGUCCCGACGAGUAUAAGGCAAUUGGAAUUGAUAUCAAGAAUAUCGUGCCCAAAAAAGACUUCUACUCCAUGACUAAAGAAGAACAAACUGCAGCUGUUUUCGCCGAAUUUGAAGCUAUCGACGCAUUAGGGCCUAAAAAGGAAGAAGGCUAUACCAUCAGUAUCAUGGACUUUUCAUGUCGUGUAUCCUCGUAUCACCUGAAUACAGCUAGGAUGAAGCGUGUGAUGAAGUCAAUCUUGUCAAACCCCUUGCUUGCUUACGACAAGGUGCUUUACACUAGACGUGCCUUACUAGCGCGUCGGAGAUUAGAGGAACGACACAAGCUGGAUGACUCUGUAUCAUUGGAUCCAGCUGAAAUUUACUACAAGAAGUUGGAUCGGUCACUCGACUCUAGCUUAGGACCAGUUGCAGAAAAAAUUUUGGAGGAGAACAAUCCGAUGGAUAUCACUUCUUUGGAUCCUAUCGAUGUGCUCGAUGCAGUUACAUAUCGCAACUUGGAGGGAAUGAUUGAUGCUGAAGAGUUGUCGAGUAAUCGUAAAGAUUCCACCAAUAAGGGAGUGGAGGAAAGUAUGCGCCAGUUUGCAGCCGAAGUUCGGCAGUCUGAUUUCAGAGUUCAAGGUCUACAUACGUUUUCCUCAGUAAUGCAAUGUCUGCCUCGUAGAAUGGGUGCUUCCGGCAAACACGUAAACAUUGCCAAUGCAUUGGCUGUAACACUGUAUAUGUGUAACGAAAAUACACUGACAUUGAUACAAGAAAGGGCGCAGUCUGCGGAUUUGAACAAGUCAGUCAAUGAAGGCGAACCUUGGAUGGGCAACUUUAUCAUUACCAAUGCCUGUGAUGCGGCUUUGUUUGAAGAGGAGCUCCAUAACGAUGAAGGAAUGUCCUUCGAUAUGGAAGGGAAUUCCAUAAAUGGACAUGCAAUCGCUACUUAGGGAGUACCUAUCUGUUGAAAGCAUUUAGACCAAUAUUCCGCUUUUUUGAGCCAUAGGCUUUGUUUUGGAGCGGUGCCAGUUACUCAAUCCCAGUUGCUUGCAAAUGCUUUUUUUCUCUUCGAUCUCUAC